UAAUAAAGCUCCUGGAUGCCAGCCCAGGGGCAUGAUGUGUGGCUCAUAUUCAUCUGACCGGCUCCCUGCUCUCCCAUCCACACCUGAGCUCUGUCAAUUCCAGCCAACUGCAGCGUGUCUGAGGUGUCCAUCCUUGUGUGACCGUCCGAGCAGAAUGGUGGCCUUUAAGGGAAUCUGGACCAAGGACUUCUGGAGGGCUGUGUCCGGGGAGUUCCUGGCCACCCUCAUCUUCGUUCUCCUCAGCCUGGGCUCCACCAUCAACUGGGCCGCGCGGGAGGAGAAGCCCCCGUCUGCAGACCUGGUCCUCAUCUCUCUCUGCUUCGGCCUCAGCAUCGCCACCAUGGUGCAGUGCUUCGGACACAUCAGCGGGGGCCACAUCAACCCCGCGGUGACGGCGGCCAUGGUGGUGACCAGGAAGCUGAGCCUGGCCAAGGCCGUGUUCUAUGUGGGGGCCCAGUGUCUGGGGGCCAUUUCUGGGGCAGGCCUCCUCUACCUGGUCACCCCGGAGGCUGUCAGAGGGGGUCUGGGAGUCACCACAGUGAACUCCCAGAUCUCGGUAGGCCAUGCCCUUGUGGUCGAGCUCCUCAUCACGUUCGAGCUGGUCUUUUCCGUGUUCGCCACCUGUGACCCCAAACGCAGCGACCUCACUGGCUCGGCAGGCCUGGCCAUCGGGAUCGCGGUCACCAUCGGCCACCUGUUUGCUAUUCCAUACACUGGAGCCAGCAUGAAUCCAGCUCGUUCGUUUGGACCGGCAAUGGUCACACUGAACUUCGAGAAUCACUGGGUGUACUGGGUGGGUCCAAUCCUGGGGGGCAUCCUGGCGGCUGCCCUGUACGAGUACCUGUACUGCCCCGACCCAGAGCUGAAGAGCAGGCUGCAGGGCGUCUUCAAGAAGGACACGUCUGGGAAGUACCUGGAGGUGGAGAGUGGUGUGUACCAGGGAGACCCUGAUGACCUGGUCAUCAAGCCUGGCUCCAUCCACGCCGGUGACCUGGACAAGUCCCAGAAGAAGGACCCUCCCCGGGACUGUUCGGGUGAGGUGCUGUCCUCGGUAUGACUAUCACGCGCCCUGGAGAUGGAGACCAACCUGUAGAGCAUGGGGGUGCAUGGGCAUGCAGUGAGAGUGACAUCUCCACCCUCCACUCUGGUUUCUGGCCAGAGACUCCGUCUUCAGAGCGAACGUCGAGAGCUUGGCUUCCUGCCUCAUCAGUUGUGUUACCUCGGGUUUCAGGCCUCCAAUGGAAGAAACAACUGGCUUAUGUGGGACUUUGAACAUUGCUCUCCCCAACCUAUCACCCUUUCUUCUCCUUUUAAAUCUACUGGUGUUCUGCAUGUCAGACUGUUCCACUAGUGAUACAUUCUGUCAGCGAGACAUGUGUAGGUCGAACAAUUAUGUCAGGUCAUCACGCUGAAGAUGGGAAGGCAAGUCAAACGCAGCCUUGUUAUUUUUGGAUUAGUGUCACAUUUUGAAUAUGCGUAUGCAUUGACUGAAGAGGCCUUCUCAGGGGUCGUUGAGCACAUUACAAAUCCCAUGUUGAACAGUUUCUAGUCAUAGGUCGAUAGAUUUAGCCAUCCUUCCGAGUAUUUGGGGGAUUGUCCCUUUUUGGCCAUGUUAGUCAGGAAAAUGUCUGCCAUAUUUUGAUUCUACAUUUGUAAAAACGUUAGUUUCUUCAAUUUUUGUGGAUGUUUUAUCACAUAAUAGAUGUUAGAUAAAAGUCAAACUAGAAAUCUGAAGAUUUUCAUGUGUCAUAGUUGUGAUUUUAACUUUU
This is a messenger RNA of Osmerus eperlanus (European smelt), 1769 nucleotides long. Its product is annotated as aquaporin-4-like. NCBI's taxonomy places the organism in Eukaryota, Metazoa, Chordata, Actinopteri, Osmeriformes, Osmeridae. Gene Ontology annotation, biological process: water transport; transmembrane transport. Bases 32 to 1057 code for a protein of 341 amino acids. The transcript is spliced from 5 exons. Gene Ontology annotation, molecular function: water channel activity. Gene Ontology annotation, cellular component: basolateral plasma membrane; plasma membrane. The record is from RefSeq and is a predicted model, not a curated record.